Messenger RNA from Carya illinoinensis, 1380 nucleotides. RefSeq names its product receptor-like protein kinase HSL1. Gene Ontology annotation, biological process: protein phosphorylation. The coding region runs from base 1 to 1380 and encodes 459 amino acids. Lineage: Eukaryota; Viridiplantae; Streptophyta; Magnoliopsida; Fagales; Juglandaceae. Gene Ontology annotation, molecular function: protein binding; protein kinase activity; ATP binding. The record is from RefSeq and is a predicted model, not a curated record. The transcript is spliced from 3 exons.
AUGGCAUGGAAUAUUUCACGAUUGGAGAUCAAUAACAACAGGUUUUCGGAUAAAAUUUCACAGGGAGUGUCUUCCUCAAGGAAUUUGUUAGUUCUCAAGGCUAGUAAUAACCUCUUUAAUGGCAUGAUUCCUCGAAAUCUUUCUCAUUUGAAAACUUUUUUGCUUGAUCGAAACUGGCUUUUGGGCUCCCUUCCAUCAAAUACUUAUUCAUGGAAAUUGCUUACUACUCUAAACCUUAGUCGGAAUGCAAUCUCUAGACAUAUUCUAGAAGAACGUGGGUCUUUGCCAGGCCUUAAUGAAUUGGACUUGUCAGAAAACCAGUUGUUUGGUCUAAUUCCAUCAAAACUUGGCUUCCUGAAGCUCACUUCACUCAAUCUGUUUUCAAAUCUUUUGAUUGGAGGUAUCCCAAGUGAGUUUGAGAAUGAUGCAUAUGCCUACAUCUUAUUAAACAAUCUUGGUCUUUGUGCUAAUAGACCAUCUCGAUGCCUUAACCUCGAGAACUACAGUUCGUGCCACCAAAAGUUGAGCAAAACUUCUUACAAGUUAAUUGCUUGGAUCAUAGGUCUUGUGGUGGCAAUUCUUCUCGGUGAUACUGUUGCAGUGAAAAGGAUUUGGAAAAACAACAAGCUAGAAGAAAAGCUUGGAAAACAAUUUCUAGCAGAAGUCAAAACGCUUGGUUCAAUUCGACAUGCCAACAUAGUGAAGCUGCUCUGCUAUAUCUCUAGUGAUAAGUCAAAACUUCUUGUCUACGAGUAUUUGGAUAACUAUAGCCAGGAUUCUUGGUUGCAUAGGAACAAUAGAGCAACAACCUUUCCAAGUCUAGUUAGUCAUAUUGUCUUGGAUUGGCCCAAGAGGUUGCAUAUAGCAGUUGGGGUUGCCCAGAGGCUCUGCUAUAUGCACCAUGACUGCUCACUACCCAUUAUUCAUCGAGAUGUGAAGUCAAGCAACAUCCUUUUAGAUCUCGAUUUCAAUACACACAUAGCUGAUUUUGGUCUAGCACAGAUGUUGAUCAAGGAGGAAGAACUGGCUACAAUGUCAAUCAUGGCUAGCUCUUUUGGCUACAUAGCUCCAGGUUAUGCUCGCACGACAAGAAUCAAUGAGAAGAUCAAUGUUUACAGCUUCAAGGUUAUUCUUUUGGAAUUGGCAACCGGAAGGAAAGCCAAUGAUGAUGAUGAACACACAUCCCUAGUCGAAUGGGCAUCGCAACACAUUCAAGAUGGAAAACCUAUAGGAGAUGCCUUGGAUGAGGAGGUCAAGGAGCCUCGUCACUUGAAUGAAAUGUGUCAGGUUUUCAGACUUGGACUCUAUUGUACUGGCACACAGCCUUCUACUAGGCCAUCCAUGAAAGAGGUUCUAAAGGUUUUGCUCCAAUAUAGCUAG